Molecule: messenger RNA, 1356 nt
Organism: Adineta steineri
Lineage: Eukaryota; Metazoa; Rotifera; Eurotatoria; Adinetida; Adinetidae
Source: the annotation of a GenBank genome assembly
AUGAUAAGAUUAAAUGAAAAUAAACAAUUUCCAUCAAAAUCUAAUAUUUCUUAUUUGAAAUCAAUUAGUAUUGAACCAGUUGUUUUUCUCUAUAUGUUAGCAAUUUAUAUAAAUAUUCCAACAGAUGAAGCAUUACUUUAUCGUCAAGUUUGUUAUAAACUAUAUAAUAUAUCAUUAUGUAAUUCAAUAAAUAAAAAUCAAACAAAUAUUUCUGAAAUAAUCAUACAAAAAUAUGCAUCUAUCUAUGUCAUGUAUUAUAAUGUUGUUUAUACAAUUCCAUCAAUAUUUAUUUCAAUAAUCUAUGGUACAUGGUCAAAUAAAUAUUCACAUAAAAUCCCAAUGAUAUUAGUUAAUAUCGGUUGUAUACUAUCAACAAUAGUUAAUUUAUUUAUAUCAAUAUUUAAAUCAAAUCUAUCAAUUGAAAUAUUUUUUUUAUCAAAUUUAAUAUUUAGUUUAUUUGGUUCAACAUCAACCAUGUUUUCAAUAAUCUAUAGUUAUCUAACAUAUAUAACAACAAUUGAAAAUCGUCGUGAAUCUAUUGCAAUUAUCGAAUCAUGUUUAAUGUUUGGUUCAACAAUUGGUUCAAUAUUAAGUGGAAUCUUACUUGAUUUAACAAAUUUUCAAUUAAAUUUUCUAUUUAUCAUUUUUAUUCAUUCUAUUAAUAUUAUUUAUAUUCUAAUCUAUGUUAAAGAAGUUCUACCAAUGAAAGAAAAUAUUUUUCUAUGGAAAAAUUUUACUAAAACAUUAUUUAUUUGGAAUGAUAUUAAAGAUUCAUUUAAAAUUUUAUUUCGAAAAAGAAAAUUUCAUCAAAGAAAAUAUCUUCUUUUAACUCUAGCCGCUUUAUUAUGUAGUAUUUUAACAAGUAUCGGUGAAUCAUCAGUUGUUUAUCUUUAUUUAAAGAAAUUUCCAUUAUCAUUUUCUCAAAGUCUUUAUGGAAUAUUUCGUGGUUUAAAAUCAUUUGCUCUUAGUAUUGGUUUAUUACUUAUAUUACCAAUAUUACGUUAUUUAUUUAAUAUAAAUGAUAUGACAUGUACAAUACUUGGGACAUUAUCAAAAUGUGCAAUUGAUUUUCUAUAUGCUAUUAGUUAUUCAAAAACAACUAUAUUUAUGAUACCAUUAUUUGGUAUGUUAUCAUCAUAUGUUGUUGUAGGUAUACGUUCAUAUAUUUCAAAAAUUUGUAAUUCUAAUGAAGAAGGUAAAAUAUUUUCGAUAAUUGCAUCAUUUGAAUCAAUCGAUGCAUUAAUUGGAUCGAUUUUAUUUAAUAUUCUUUAUUCAUAUACAAUUAAUAUUUAUCCUAAUUUCAUAUUUUUUCUUGCUUGUUUUUUACAUUUUUUAACAUUACCGAUAUUUAUGUAA